CGCGGAGUAAGCAACGGAGUCUCGCUUUUAGAUCGCAUCGCCGCAGUGAGCGCCCGCAGACCUGCGGCAGUUAAAGCGCGCUGCCAGUCCUGUACUCUUACCGGACCCGGGGAACCGGACAGCUGGACUGUCGCGGUUUUCCCGUCAUCGGAGCGGCAAAAACGGGGAAAACCAGCUAUUGACUGGGAACCGGUGGGUCACCUGCACACCUACCCGUACCGUACCUCUUAUAUGUUUUUACGGGUGACAGAACACCUGCCUGCCGUGCUCUCAGGGGUCUACAGCUCAGACAGUGCCCUGACGGACGGACGCGUAUUGCAUCGGAGAGUUCUCUGUGGAUCGGACUCUACAAUCGAACUGUAAGGUUAAGCGCAGCCUGUCAUAAAUACAUCGAUGCUUAUAUAAAUGGGUCAUUGAUUCUUUUAAUGUAACUGAAGCGGUGUCGUAUGGAGAAGUAAAAAGAUGAUACGAAUGGGACAGCUGACAGAAACCUAUUUAAUGGACCAUAUGCACUAAUGGGUACUUCUUAAUCUAAACACCGGUUGAUUAAACGAUACUUAAUGGGAGGGUCAAAUGUACACCAUCAAUCUAGACGUAGCAGAUUUCGUGCAAAACAACAGACCGGCUGGCAAGCAAAAUCACAACCCUUGAUCAAUGGGGUGUACCUUUCAAGAAAUAACUCGCCAAUUUCCAGCAACGUUAAAACGAUCUUCCUGCAAGAGAAUCCAGUGUAACCAACGUAAGCGUCUCUUACACGCGCUUACUGAUGCGCCCUGCCAUUUAAGGAUUAAGCCUUGGAUAUUUCAUUUGAAUUUUGUGUUAUUUUUCUAGGUCGCCUUAUGUCUUUCAGUUCUCGCGGAUUUGCACAAUUGGCUUUUGUAUCUGGCGAAUCCCCGUGGCUUGUCUGUAGAACAGAAAUGGCAAAAACAGAUCAGUGAUCACACCUUCAAAGACCGCCAAACCACUGGACCACUAUGGGGCCAUCCUGAGGGACAAAAUUUCAGGUGAACCUUCUGCGUGACUGGCAGAUAGGCCUGCUUUUUAUUUCGCUUUUCCAUUCCAGAAAAUUACUGCUUAGCAGGAAACAAUAAAAGGUUCAACGAAAUGACGACCGAAAGCUCCACAAUAAAGAGCCGGAUUAAAAACCUUCUGCGCUCUCCGUCCAUUAAAUUGAGGAGGAAUAAAGCGGCAACCGGCAAGGAGAACCUCGGCAGUAAGGUGACACUGGAGAAAGUUCUGGGCAUCACCACAUCAGGAAGCAGUGGGCUGGCCUGUGAUCCACGCUCAGGUCUGGUUGCAUACUCUGCUGGGUGCGUAGUUGUAUUGCUCAACUUGAAGAAGACCAAACAGCAUCACAUUCUCAAUAGUUCCAGGAAAACAAUCACGGCUCUUGCAUUUUCUCCUGAUGGCAAAUACCUUGUUACUGGAGAGAGCGGGCAUAUGCCAGCAGUGCGUGUGUGGGAUGUGGCUGAACGUGCCCAGGUGUCUGAACUGCAGGAGCACAAGUAUGGUGUCGCCUGUGUGGCUUUCUCACCUAAUGGCAAAUACAUUGUCAGUGUGGGCUACCAGCAUGACAUGAUCGUCAAUGUAUGGUCCUGGAAGAAAAAUGUGGUGGUGGCAGCCAACAAAGUUUCCAGCAAAGUGACCGCCGUGUCCUUUUCUGAAGACAGCUCCUAUUUUGUCACUGUUGGCAACCGGCACGUCAAGUUUUGGUACCUGGAACAUGCCAAGUCAUCUAAGGUGACUUCCACAGUGCCCCUACAGGGUCGGUCCGGCCUCUUAGGUGAACUGCGCAAUAAUUUCUUCAGUGAUGUGGCCUGUGGACGAGGUCGCAAGGCGGGCAGCACUUUCUGUAUCACUUCGUCUGGUCUACUAUGUGAAUUCAAUGACAAGCGAUUGCUGGACAAGUGGGUUGAACUCCGGAACACAGACAGUAUCACAACAACCCUGGCAACUUCCCUUUCAGUGAGUGAAGAGCUGAUAUUCUGCGGAUGUGCCGAUGGAACAGUUCGUGCCUUCAAUCCAGUGAAUCUUCAUUUCAUCUGCACACUGCCUAGGCCACAUAGGCUAGGUGUGGACAUUGCUACAGUAACAGAUGCCAGUCAUCUGUUCUGCACCCAGGCAGAUGCCCGCUAUCCAGAUGUGUUGGCAGUGACCUAUGACCCCACAAACCGGUGGCUGUCAUGUAUUUACAAUGAUCACAGUCUCUAUGCCUGGGAUGUCAGGGAUCCCCGGAAAGUAGGCAAGGUCUACUCAGCUCUCUACCAUGCAGCUUGUGUCUGGAGUAUUGAGGUGUACCCUGAACUACCUGACAGUAGUCAAUCCCGGUUGCCCCCUGGCUCAAUUCUUACCUGCUCUGCAGAUAACACAGUCAGGCUAUGGGACCUGGACAACCACAGUACAAUGCUGACCCGCAAUGUCAUCAGCAAUGAUCUCUUGAAGAUCAUCUACAUGGACAACAAUACCUCAUUCCUGCUAGACACUGAGUGUAAUGCUGGAAGUGCCUCAGAGAAGGCAGAGUCCCAGACUGCAGAUAUCAAAGCUGGAAUACGCACUUUAUGCAUUAGGCCUGAUGGACAACAUUUGGCAUCGGGGGACAGGACUGGCAUCUUGAGGGUUCAUGAUUUGAAGACCAUGGAAGAGAGUCUUAAGGUUGAGGCCCAUGACUCGGAAAUACUCUGUCUGGAGUACUCAAAGCCUGACACUGGUCUCAACCUUUUGGCAACUGCAAGUCGAGAUCGGCUCAUCCAUGUCCUGGAUGCUGGGAAUGAGUACAGCUUGUUACAGACACUUGAUGAGCAUUCCUCAUCUAUAACAGCAGUCAAGUUUGCUGCCAAUGAAGGCAAAGUCAGAAUGAUCAGCUGUGGUGCAGACAAGAGCGUCUAUUUUCGCACAGCACAGAAGAACAACGAGGGCACAGAGUUCACACGGACUCAUCACAUUGUUCGUAAGACAACACUGUAUGACAUGGAUGUGGACCCCACAUGCAAGUAUGCAGCCAUUGGCUGUCAGGACCGCAGCAUCAGGAUAUUCAACCUUAGCAGUGGCAAGCAGAAGAAGCUAUAUAAAGGAUCUCAGGGAGAGGACGGCACCCUCAUCAAGGUUCAGACUGAUCCCUCUGGGCUGUACAUUGCUACCAGCUGUUCAGACAAGAAUAUUAGCAUUUUUGACUUCUACUCAGGAGAGUGUGUGGCCACUAUGUUUGGACAUUCUGAAAUUGUCACGGGAAUGAAGUUCACCAAUGACUGCAAACACCUGGUUUCUGUCUCAGGAGACAGCUGUAUUUUCAUCUGGCGCUUGAACCCAGAGCUCACCAUCAACAUGAGACAAAGACUUUCAGAGUUAAAGCAAAAAAGCAAAGCAUCCCAAAAGAUGUCUCCACGACGGCAUUCUGCAUUUAGGCAAGAGAUCUACGAUAUGCCCCCAACUGUAACAAUGUCAUCAGACAGUGACAAGGAAGCAGAAGAUGAUAUACUAGAAGAAGAUGAAAGCCUUGAAAAAGGGUUACCAUAUAUAUCUAAUUCUGACAAAUUGGAAAAAUCAGGUUUAAUAGAAGAAAACCAGGAUACAUGGACUGUUCAUCCAUGGGGGCAGAAGAAGGGUCCUUUACUGGGGGAUACUAGGCAUUCAGAGGAACUUGUGAUUGAAGAUCCCCCACGACAGAGGAGGCGUUGGUCUCAUCGCAUGGGCGGCAUGCAGCUCACAGCGAAGUCAAUGUUGGACCUAAGGCAGCUUGACUCACUAGCCCUAUCACAGUCUAUGCAUCAGCAGGAUAUUGGAAGCAGCACCAUAAGUCUACAGGCUCUCGUAAGCAAGAUGCCAGAGCCCACAGUGAGCUGCCCACAAAAAUAUCCUCGCCCUCAUACAAUCCAACUGACCCCAUAUGGAGAUGGAGGUGUAGACCUACCAAGUCCUGACGGAGAAGAACCGGUGCUAUACCCUGAGUUUAUGGAGGACACAGUUAGUUUAUCUGGAAGUGAAUAUCAAGUGAAAGAGCUGCCCCAGGGAAAGUUGGGAAGAACUUAUCGUUGCCAUGACAAGCACAGCCCAGAUAGUGCAUGUUCUAUGGAUUACUCAAGCAGUCGUCUGUCCAGCCCAGAUCGGCCUAAAGAAGACUCCGAAGUGACAGAACCUCUCAGUAUGGAUGGCAACUCUUCAGAACUGGAAGGAGAGGAGUUAGAAGAGGAAGAUGAGGAACAAGAGGAUUGUGAGGGUUCACUCACAGAGGGUGUGGUUCCAUCUACCCCUGAUCAGGAAACCUUUCUGAAACAACAUUUUGAGACACUAGACUGCCAGAGCAGUGCAGAGGGCCAAAGUAAAACCUUGUGCGGUACAGAGAGUGUUAGCAUAUCCUCCCGAUUCCUGUCACAGACUUCAUCUAACAGGAGUACACCUUUUCCUUCCCCCACCAAAGGGGCCAACACCACUGGAAGCCCUCCAGUUUCGGAGGUGCGGCCAAUCAUGGAGAAUGAACUCAAAAAGCCAAAAGAAAGCUGUCUGGCAGAGAUCACAACAAUCCAGCCUGUGGAAAAGCCACAAGCAGCCCGCUUGCCAUUUGCAUUAAGGAAGAGGAAUCCCAUCAUUGAGAAUCGCCGAAGCACUGGAACGGCUGGGAAACCAUCAGGCUAUUCAACUGGGGGUCAAAGUAUAGCUGUGGCUCAGUGUAUAAGGAAGGCUCAAUCUGUGCAUGAUCUAGUGAUGGGCGCUGACCAAACAAUGUCUGCUACCAUUGCUGUCAAGGAGGUCCAGUCUGUGGCAGGACAGCCAUCUGAAAAAGAAGGAAAGCCAAGCCAAAGACGUGCCAUGGGAGCUGGGCCCACUUCCCCUCAAUUCAGAGAUUGCUCCAGGACCACAAAAACACGCUCUUACAUGAAUCCAACAACCAGCUCUAUGGCGAAGAUGUCCCGUUCAGUGUCCAUGGGAGACAAUCUAAACCUGACUGAAUCUGAAGAGACACUGAGCAUGCCUUCUAAUGAGAAUGGUAGCGACCUUAGAAGAGCCUCAGUAGACACUUUGAAUGGAACUUGUAAAACAAUCCCUUCUGACAAGCCAAAGCAGACAGUAGUGCUGCCUUGCCCCAUCAUAUCCCUCCCCAAAGUGGCAGUCACACCAACAAUCAGUGCAGGUUUGAAUCCCCAAAAGAACUUACAAACCAAGCUGCCUUCUUCAGGAAAUGGGAAACCUCACUUGAGUCUGGACAUUGGCCAGCCUCUGCCAGACAAACCCUCAUUUGCCUCUUUCUCGCCAAGCUCAAAGGGUAAGGUGUUUAUGGAGGAGAUGGAAGCCCCCAGUGUCUCUCCCCAAGGAAAGCAGACACCAGUGUUUGAGGAGUUGGUACACAAGAACCAGGAAGAGCAGAGCACAAUUUCACAUUCUGCUGCAGGCAAGGCUGAACUGCCUUCUGAGGAGUCUUCCGAAGCUCAUAAAGACACCUCCAGCCAGGAGCUCAUCCCCAGACCUCCAUAUCCAUUGCCCUCAUUGGACACAGCAGCCUCAGCAGUCAGUGUGGAGAACUGCAGGCUAGUGGCAAGAGACCUACAGAGAAGUCUGCACCAAGCCAUGAGCCUCUACAGAACAGUCCGAAGUGACAGUAGGGAGUCAAGCCCAGAGAAACAGGAGAUAGUGGAAAUUCUGUCUCAGACGUUCUCCACUAUGCGCACAGAGCUGGACUCUGUGGAUGAGCCUCCACAAAUCAACCAUAGGGCCCUACAGGAUGGUGAACGCACCUUGGCCCUACUGGAGCAGUACUCAGAGCUUCUGCUGCAGGCUGUAGAGCGACGACUGGAUCAUAAAUCCUGACUACUGGAGACACUUGCUGUUUGAAUCAGCUGUUGAAUAACGUGAGAGCAAGAACAAACAAAUAAAGCCACCCAAAGCCCUUAGCAUUUGCAUUUGCUCCUGCCAGAUCUUCAUUCCUAGCCAGCUAUCCUAACCUGGGCUGAAUGCUGACAUCUGCUGUCCAGUUGGAAGACCUGGUCAUUGGGCAAUUAAUUUCAAAAUUAUGGGCUGGAUCUAAGCAGUUCUUGUAACUGUGCUAGGAAUUGUUUGUCCAAUGAGAUCCUUAUAAUAGAGAGCAGCGAUCUAAGAAAACAGAACUACAGACGUGAAGUCUUCAGGUUAAAAUAGGCAGGCAGAGGAGAAGCUAGAUGAUAAAAGACAACCCUCUAGGAGAGGAGGUGUGCGCGAGAGUAAUUUACAAAGAACGAGGAUCAAGAAUUUGUGUUGUCUGCUGGUGAUCCUCGGGGCCUCACAAGGGAAAUGUCUUUCUAUUGAAAUGGAAUACAGGAGAAAAGCUUAAGAAUCCAGGUUAGAGUGAACAUGUGUGCCGCACCAAAUGCACAAGACUUCACCUGGAGCUACGAACAGUAUGGGAGGCUGCAGAAGUUCAGUGUUUGGCUUAGUGAUGUCAUUGGACUGUGUUGGGAUGGCUCAUAUGGCCAUCAGGCAGGCCUACAGAGCCAAUGACAGAGCAUCAGAAAGAACAAGAACCAGCUGUACAAAUCCACAAACGGUCCUCAUUUCAUCGUUGAAGAUGACAGGAAUUUUUUAACAUAAAUUAAUAUUUUUAACUGUACGUCUUUUUUAAUUGGUGUCCUUUGUACAUUAUUUUAAUAGAUGAUGUUUUUUCUACUGAGUAACGAGGUGCUGCUUAGCCUGCUUUGUGUCUACAUUACUAUAUACAGUAGACAUUGCAGAGCUAACACAGAGUGAAAACUGGCCAGGGUCAGAGCUGGACUCUCCUAUGCCUGCUAGCUGCAAGGAGGAGGUGUGGGGCAGACAAGCUACCUCUGUGAGACACCUUUACUGGCUGCAAGUGUACAAGAUUAACCAUGAUAAACUACCCUAAUAACACCAGAGUGCAUCUGAAGGAUUCACAAUUUGAACCAACUGCCAUCCUUUUCUACUCUUCAUUUGAUCCAUUUUUUUUUUAUGGGUCACCAAUCAGGACUUUAUGUUUCAAAGUAUUGCUUACCUGGCAUGGCUUGGCUCCCUGAGAACUUCAGUCUUAAUGAAAUUUGAAAAUGGAGCAAAGUAUUUCUGCUAGUGUUCCCUAGUGGUGGAACAAAUGAAAAGGUAUUUGCCACAGCUGCUGCAGGAUAGAUCCUAAUAUGAGAUAAACUGGUUCUUAGCAAAAUUAACCACUUAGAUUUGGUAAUCUAUUCUCCAAAUAUAAUGUUUAGGAUAAUAUUUCACAAGACAGAGAUACUGUAGCAGGGUGAUUUUUUCACUUGCAAGAUCAGUACUCUAAAUUACUGAAAAAGCUGCUUAUUGGGUCUGCCAUUCACAUAAUGUUCCCAGCUACCACCACUCCAGAUAAAGUGCCACUUACAACUGCACAGUCAGCUCUCUCCCUGUUUUCAUGUAUUUGUUCUUAGGAAAUUCACAGAUGUUCUAGAAAUUAAUCUCUCAACUACACAUUUUUAGGAAGGGUUGAGGUGCUGUAGGGAAGCAUGAAGCCUAGUAAAAUAUUAACAUUUCCCUAAAAGUAAAAUCCUAGUAAAAUAACAUUGUCCUUGCCUUAACAAAAGAUGAUAAAAGAUGACCUCCUCCUUGCUUCAUUUAUCAUUUCUUCUCAUGGAAACAUUUAAAGAUAUUUUUUUAAGUCAGCCAACCCUUUCAAGACUUGGCAUGUGAUAAAAAAUUAACUUCCUCCCUGGUUUAGCAAAAUCCAUCCAUCCACCCAUUUUCUGGUCCACUUAUCCAGUGUGGGAGAGCCAGUGCCUGUUCUGGGAGCAUUAACUAUAAGACAGGAACCAAAACAAGGUGGAGCACCAGUCAGUCACAGGGCACACUCAUUCAGACUGCGCCAUUUUAGGUUUAACAAUCACUUUUUAGAUAGAUAGAUAGAUAGAUAGAUAGAUAGAUAGAUAGAUAGAUAGAUAGAUAGAUAGAUAGAUAGAUAGAUAGAUAGAUAGAUACCUGCACGUCUGUGGCAGAAUAACAUAAUGAAUUUCUCUAAGCAAAGUGUUUCAAGAAUUCUGCUCUCCACUAAAUAAGUAGAAUGUCCGCAACAGCUUUGCUUGCAGCAAUGCAGGCAUGAGUAAGCAAAAUCCAUCCAUUAGAUAAAAUGUCUGCUUGUAGACUUCCACUAGGUCUGUUUUUGGUGAGAUGGUUGUGUAUAUGCAGACUAAAAUGGGAAAACAGCAAGCCACACUUCCAGUGUUUGAACUUUAAGCUCCCAUUUGCCUCAGACCUCAAGAGUGAAAUUAUUUGCAAAAGCUACUUUGAAGAGUUUACAGCAUAAGAUUUUCUAAUCAGUGUCUGAAAACAACUAAACCAGCUUUCAUACACAUAAAUGUUACUCUUAAGUGCAGUUAAGUAUUCAUUACCACUAGUGGCUAAGCCACCUGUGUUCCUUACUGUUAAAUACUGGCAAUAAGCAGCAUGAAACGCCUGCUGUCAUGUUCACAUUUCCAGUUUAAUUUUACCCCAAAGUACUUGAGUUCACAACAGGUCAUAAUUCCUGUAAGAAGGCUCAACAAGUUGUCUGGAUCGUGUUUGUUUUUCUUUUGUUCCAGCCAUUGCAAUUUUAAAUAAUACAGUAAUUCUAUCCCACCUACAGAAGUCAAAAUGAUAAAACAUUCACUGAGUUUCCACUAUGUAGGGAGGCUGUUGCUGAGAAGAAUGUCUAUAAAGAUCAAGCAGGUGAAACAAUAACGCUCUUCUUUAAAAUCUCCCGACAUGCAAACAAUGGAUACAGGCUGUAUGACUUGUAAGGGCAAGAGGGCCUUCAAGCAAUGGCAGGGGCCCAUGUCCUCUUUCUGUUUGAAAAGCCUCAACUCCAGUCUCUGCCUGUAUUAAAAACCAAAAAAGGUCGGAGAAAGGGCCAUUUCCAAAGAAUUUAAACCAUCUCAGGUCUAUGGGAGGUUAGAGCCUUUUCUAUGAGUGGUGGGAAAGCUUGGACAGAGCAUCAGUCCAUCAUAAAGCCCAUUCAUUCCUUCCAAUGAAUCAUAAAAACAGGUUUUAAAUAUAAGUUAAUGAAAGAUCUUUCUCACUGGUGCAAAGUGAGAAAUUCUGAGGAGGGCCAUGCAACAUAAUAAUAAUUUAAAAAAAAAACAUUCAUUCAGCCACCAUUUUCCAACCUGCAUAAUCCAUUUUGCAGUUGUAUAUGACCCAGAAGCAAUCCAGGCAGUACUAGUGGUAAUUCAGGAAGGAGUGUCAGAUCACCUCAGGGCACAAUGCCACACAUACCCCCACCCACAAUUACUAUGAUGCCAAUUUAGAUUAACCGGUUAACCUAAAACACAUAUACCUGGUGUGUGGAAGGACAGCUGAUGUUUCUAGGACCACAGACCAGACCAAAAAUUGGAACCAUGUAUCCUGGAGUAGUGAGGCAGCAGCACUAGCCAAUGUGCAAACCAUAAGAGAAACCACCAAGAAAAUAUAAAAUAAUUUGUUUGCAAGCCUUGCUCAUGCUAAGUAGUAACAAAGAAUUUCAGACGCAUCAGAAGACUUGCAAAAGAGGCCCACCUGCAUCUUGCCUUUUGUUUAUCGCUUUACAUGUUUGCAUGAGAAGGGCUUCAGAAUGUGCUAUGGAUCCCCAGCUUCAGGUCAUCAGAAACACACUUGUAGGAUGUCUUUAUGUUGAUCUUCUGGUUAAAGAUUGAUGCUUAUUUUGUAUUUUGUUAUUGUAUAAAUGCUCAGCAAUGACCAGCAGUCCCAAUGGCAUGUGCUAAAGGGACGUGCUGCUCUUGUGUCAAGGGCGUCAAAGCCAUAUGCUUGCUUGUGCACUUUUAAAUGCAUGACAGCCAUGCAUGGGCAUAGCAGCACAUGUAGGCCCGCUGCAUGUGCCCUUUGCACAGGGGGUCUUGGUAAAGGGCUUCUUUGGGUUAGCAGAUUCUUUUUUAUAAUUUAUCCUUUUUGGUGUUGCUGAAACCAAUCUUGUGUUAAUUUGGCCGUCAGCCUGAGAAUUUGACCAGUUUUUGUAAUGUUUGUACCUUAUAGUGUUUGUACUGUACAACUCACUGUACACAUAUGAAAUAAAAAUGACUAUUUAUUAAGGCCUGUA
Messenger RNA from Polypterus senegalus (gray bichir), 10009 nucleotides. RefSeq names its product mitogen-activated protein kinase binding protein 1 (gene mapkbp1). Lineage: Eukaryota; Metazoa; Chordata; Cladistia; Polypteriformes; Polypteridae. The transcript has 31 exons. The record is from RefSeq and is a predicted model, not a curated record. The coding region runs from base 1105 to 5799 and encodes 1564 amino acids. Gene Ontology annotation, molecular function: protein binding.